AUGCGCUAUUAUGAGAGCUAUGUGACCGGAAUGUAUUUGGCGACGAAAAUUAUGUAUGUGGGAAAUAUUCUCACUAAUCUCGUGCUGGUGAAUAAAUUUCUCGAAACGGACGACUAUUCCAUAUACGGCCUUGGAGUGUUGAGGGAUCUGCUGUUUGGCCGAACAUGGAUGGAAAGCGGCAAUUUCCCACGAGUCACACUAUGCGAUUUCGAGGUUCGCGUGCUAGGCAACAAUCAACGGCAUUCGGUACAGUGUGUCCUUGUGAUCAAUAUCUUCAAUGAGAAGAUUUUCAUCCUCAUAUGGUUGUGGUUCACGUUACUUUUCGUCGCUUCCACCCUAGAUAUGCUCUACUGGUUCAGCAUCUCCAUGUUUCACAGGGUAUUACUUUCCUUCGAUUUCUGUUAA
Messenger RNA from Cooperia oncophora, 405 nucleotides. NCBI's taxonomy places the organism in Eukaryota, Metazoa, Nematoda, Chromadorea, Rhabditida, Trichostrongylidae. The record is from the annotation of a GenBank genome assembly.